Messenger RNA from Daldinia decipiens, 2228 nucleotides. RefSeq lists its product as uncharacterized. The record is from RefSeq and is a predicted model, not a curated record. Bases 1 to 1893 code for a protein of 630 amino acids. The transcript is spliced from 2 exons. Lineage: Eukaryota; Fungi; Ascomycota; Sordariomycetes; Xylariales; Hypoxylaceae.
AUGGCGUCGACUAUUGCAAGCUAUACAACGAGCUCUUCUCCUGUUUCCUUCCAAGAUCCUGAAGAUUUGACUAUUGAACUUCAACCCGCGCCUCUGCGCCUCCCCCGACGAAGAACCGAUCCGAAUCUCGAUGGAACGAACUCCGCAGCUGAAGAACAAAUGUCUAUUGUAGAUGGAAACAACUCUACCCCUACUGCUCGUCGAGAAAGUAUCAGCCCUCCACCCAUACCCAAGAGUCUAUCGCAACGCCGCGCUCCAGCCCACAAAUUGGGACCACUUGUAUCAAAGUUCGAGACACUUGACGCAGUAAAUACUGCUGAUACCAUCUCUCCUCUCGAUUCUAAACCUGUUGCGAUUCCCCGAGUCCAGAGGCCAUUGAGACACAGCCGAGCAAGUGAAUCUCUACAAUCUAUUGCUUCAGAGAAGUAUUCGACCCCUGCAAACUCCUUAGAUGUUCUUCCAAGACGAGAUGAACCCCCACUACCAUUCAGCAACAGGCCAAAACUCCCGAUCAAAGCGAUAUUAAAGAAGCCCUCGGUAGAAGAUAAUGUUGAAGCAGGCUAUUGCUUCCGUGGGGCGGUAAAGGAAGACACAUUCGUCAAAGAACAAGGGCAAUCUUCAGAAAAAGACGUUUCGCCUGUUCAGGAAUUGAAAGAAGGUGAUCGGAAUUCUGACAAUUCCCAUAAUGUCACUUCUCCGACAGAUUCCCCUAUCGCUAAGUCGACGAGCUCAACAUCAAACCAAUUAGCGACCCAGAAGACAACGUCUACUCUGGCGACUAGCUCAUCACAGCCUCUUCCAGCCUUCAAUUCCUCUCAGGGGAUAUCACCAACUAAGUCAAAACUACAGACUAUCUCCACUCUCAAAUGUUCUCAGAAGGGAGAUGUCGACAAAGAUGAGCAAAGUUAUCACGGUAUUGAGAAGCCAGUACGUAGAAAGGACGAGCUUACGGCUUCCUCGAAAAUCCCUGUAAAAAAGGCACAGAUGAGCGUUGCAGAUCUUCGCAAAUCCUUCGAGAAAAACACACAGGCAACAGGGCCCGAACCCCAAAUUCUAAAUAAGUCUAAGCUAUCUUCAGAGAUAUCAAACGAUCAUGUUGCUCGAAUUAGCAAGGAAACAGUCCAUUCCUACCACUCUGGUAAUCGAAGAAGUAUUUCUUCGACCAGAAAAGCAGCCCGGAAGGAUGUUAUAGCUCAAAAUCGAAAACUUAUCCAUACCAGGUCUGAAAAUAGACUAUCAGAACAGUCUCUACCAGUUCCAUAUACCACCAGCACAUCAGAACUUACCAGGACAGCUUAUCAGCCGGAGAGCAGUCGAACUCGCCGGAUAAAUAACCGUAAUCUCGAAGGAGCCGUGUCGCUUGAGGGCGAAGUAGCUCCAGAUGCCGGGAGAGGACUGAAUGAACCCAGCACCACGGCUAUCCCCGAUGCUCAAGCCAUUCGAGGAAACAAAUUCUCCCGUACAAGUAGAAUUCAUUCGAUCCUAGUCAAUAAUUCAAAGGCCAGCUUCAACAGCAUAAUGACAAGUAGACAUCCCAUGGCGAACAAUGGAGUAACGCCAGAAUCAAGUAGGGUUCAAAAGCCUGCAUCAAAGCCGAUAUCAAAACCGGAAUCUGCGGCAAGGUGCUCAGGCAAGGUAUCUGAUCUUCGGAGACUUUUUGAGAGGUCCUCACCUCGAGAGUCAUCUCCGAACUCAUUUAAGUCUUUUUGGCAAAACAGGGGUCGAAAUAAACCAGUAGUCAAAGCAGAAAGAGCAUCUAAUAUUCGACAAGGCUUAAAUAUGUCGUCAACCACAUUGGCCACACAGAUAAGUCCCGUGAAGAAGAUCAAAGUUCCCGAGUUGACAACAGAGAUAUCAAUUAAUGAUUUCGCCUGUGACUUCUCUGAACCAUAGGAUGGUGCGCGACCAGCAACACCAGGGGCGCACGCGGAAACGAAUACCAUUGGAAGCCAGUCAAUUAAACAGGAAUCCCCUGUAAAAGAUCGCAUCCAACAGUUCGAAAGUUUGGAAACAGGCCCAUUAGAUAAUAAUUCAACUCCGAGUUACUACGAUGUCAACCCGAAUAUUUCUCCUAAUAAACAAAAAGCCGAUGUUAGUCAAAUAGAACCUCAAGCUAAUCGGCACUCGCUUAGACAACGAAAAGCAAGGUUGUGGCGACGAAUCUCAAAUACGUUUACUCGAUCGAUCGACGGAGGGAAUAUCAAUAGUAAUGACAGGAAUCAAUGUGG